AUGGUUGUACUCGUAGUAAUCUGUGCAGGGUUUUGGAUAAAGCGAGAAUACGGCAAGGAUAAAACAGGAGGUACGCCUAAAGAAACAUUUAACGAUAGCGCCAUGAUCGAAAAAGAGAAAAAAGUUUUGUCUCUUGCUUCUGCUGAAAACAGUCCAGUUGAUCACAAACAGAUGGUCAGCGAUUGUUUGUGUAAAAUAGUGGACCGAUACGGCAAUUCUUUCAAGCUACUAGGAGCAGACUCUAACGGGCUUUUUACCAAGGACAAUGCACUCGUUAAGCUAUUCACCGACUAUCUGUAUGUUAACGUCCUUGCUUUUAAAGGAAAUCGUAUUGAGUUAAGCACAGUACUAGACUCCUUAGUUGCGCCUGUGAAGAACAGAAGAAGGUACGAGUAUAGAACCGUUAAAGAUGAUUCUGUACAAAUAGCUGUUUCCCCCGAGCUGGUUGGGAGUAGUGAUGACCUCUUGAACAUCUUAUUGACUUUCGUAGACUUGCAGUAUGGAUCAGCAAAUAUUCUUAGUAUAUACAAUGCCUCACUCUCUGAAAACUUUGUGCUGUCAAAGUUCAAUUGUCUUGCUGAUCUAGAGCAGAUGCUAUUGCUUUGCACAUCGAUACACUCUAAUGCCUUUAAGGACAUAGAGAAUCUUAAAACACUUAAAAACUUGGUAAUGGCUGACAAAACGGUGCUACUUGGCGAUGGAAAUGUAAAAAUAAGCAUACCAAAUUUAAAAUAUCUAUUGAUAGAGAAGCUGGAGGAAAAACAGGUUGAGCGCUUUUUGUGCUCCACAGAUGCAAAGUAUUCGUCUUUUGAUUUAAAGAUCAGAAUGGUAAGUCUGUCCAAUGCUCAGAUCAUUUCUAGUCUCUCCUAUAUAUCUUCUCUAAACUCAUUUGAGUUGAAUGGAGUGGUGUUUAAAGAAGUGCCUGACUUUACUUUUAUCAAGAAAAGCAAGAAUCUGGAGAAUCUAAAGAUUCUGGAUGUAUUUUACGGAUAUGAUGAGAAGUACAGUGAGGACUCACUCCCAAAGAUUAGAAAAAAUGUAGAUUACUUGAAUGUAAGCCAAGUCUCGCAUAAAUACGAGACAUACUCGGAAAAAGUAAAAAAGAUUAUUGAAGAGAAUAGAACGGUAGGAGAAGAGAUUGCCCCAUCGUCUAUUGAUGUGAAUAAUAGUAUCUACCAUGAUUUAGGACUUAGCAAAGUCAAAGGAAGACAUUUCAGCUGUAUGAAUAUUACAAUUUCUCUUCUUAAAGACAAUAGCUUCUCAGAUGUAGUAUCAUACAGAUUGUAUUUUCAUGUAGAUAUGACACUCAAUGCUUAUUCUCUUUCAAUUUUUACAAAAUCUAACAAACCAGAUACUAUAUUCCAUGCCCAUAAAACUCAUGUUGUGCUGCCUUAUAGCUCUUGCAAAAACUUUGAGCGUUUAUACUUGCAAUUCUACCACGAAAAUGAAAUAACAGAGCCAUUUGUAAAUUUCUUUGUAAAAAUGCUAUUUUUAUAUACACAUCCCAGCGACAUUAAAGAAGUAUUUUUUACAUCAGAAGUAGUUGCUCCUAUAAACAUAAACACUGUCUUUGAAAUUAGCAGGUAUUUUAAAAAUAUAAAAGAAGUGCAGCUUGAAAAUUACAAACUUUUACAAACCAGAAGUAAAGCUGUCUCCAGAAUAAAUAACAUACCUGACUAUGAUAUAUAUACUGAUGAUGAUAGAAAGUUAACAAACAUAGUCUUUGCGCGAAAUACUUAA
Molecule: messenger RNA, 1740 nt
Organism: Nematocida minor
Lineage: Eukaryota; Fungi; Microsporidia
Exons: 1
Coding region: 1-1740 (579 amino acids)
Source: RefSeq, a predicted model, not a curated record